This is a messenger RNA of Pelagomonas calceolata, 2766 nucleotides long. The record is from the annotation of a GenBank genome assembly. NCBI's taxonomy places the organism in Eukaryota, Pelagophyceae, Pelagomonadales, Pelagomonadaceae.
GCUAGCUUCGCCGGUUUUGCCAUUUUUUGGCAAGGUUGGGCACAAGGGCCCCUUGGAGCCCCUGGUGCUGUUCAGCGGUCGCCACUCAAGCGCCUGAGCGGUACGGGAAUUGUACAGCAGUCCUCGCGCUCCCCAAAAAAAGGCGGCUUGGAUCCCAGUAGAAAAAGCGUCCCGCAAAAAUGCCGAUAGAGGACCUCGAAGCAAAGAUAAAGGCCGUGAUGGCGAAGUCCAAGACCGCCCUAGCGGCGCAGCCGGCGCCGGCGCCCGUGCGGGACGCCUUCGCCGCCGCGCCGCCGCCGCCCGUGGCCGCGGCUCCGGCGGCGCCACCCGAGCCCGAGCCCGCGGCGCUGUUAGAUGCGGUCUUCGGCGGCGACGGGGACGUGGCCGCGCCAACUCCGCCACCCGAACCGGCACCCGCGGCUUUGUUAGAUGCGGUCUUUGGGGGCGACGACGCCGCGGCGUUCGCGCCGCCCGCGCCGCCGAGCGUCGUGGAAGUGACGCCCGCGGCCUCGCCGACGCCCGCGCCGGCCAUUGAACAGCCGCCGCCGCCGCCUCCAACGUAUAGCCACGACCCCGAGGACCUCAAGCCGACGCCGCCCAUGCCGCCCAAACAACCCCUCGGCCGCGUCGUGGCCGACGACCCGCCACCUCCCGUAGUGGAACCCGUACCAGUACCGGAAAAGAGCAUCUACGAGCGCGCGAUCGCCGCGGCAGCGGCAUCUCCUAGAAGAAAGGCGCCGGAGCGCGGGAGACAACGGACGCGGGGAGCGACACCAAAACGAGCGCCGAGCCCCGCUCUGAGACACAAGGUCGACCCGGCAGCCCAGCGCUUGUACGACCGCGCCGCGGAGGUCCGACGGAAGCUCGAAGAAAAAAGAAAACAACGACCGCCGAAGUGCACGUUCCAGCCCAAGAUCGACGCCGUCUCGAAGAAGGUCGCGGCGGCGGCGGCGUCGAUGGCGCCUAGACAUGAGCGCUUACAUGGAGACGCGGAGAGACGCAGAGCGGCUUUAAGAGCAAGGAUCGAGACGCAACAACGCCGCGAGAAGCAGGCGCACACGCCGCGCAUGUUGACAAGGGGCAAGCCGACGAAGUGGAGCGCCAAAAAGCGCUCGGACGCGUUACAUGCGCACGCCGCGGCAAUUAGGGACCGCCUCGCCGCCCAACGAGCAAGGGAAGCGUCGCAGCCUAGAGGUUGUACCUUCACUCCUGUUACUACCUCAAGAGCGCGGUCUGCAAGUCCUGCGCGGCGCGGCGUCGACGCGUCUACCAGACUACACAACAAGGGCGCGGAGAUGCGCGCGAACCGCGUGAGAGAAAGGGACGCUGCUCGCAAGAGAGAGAUCGCGGGCUGCUCCUUCACGCCGCGCAUGGCUACCAGGGCGCGGUCGGCAAGUCCCGCGCCCCGCGGAAGAGACGUCGCGACGCGGGCGGCGACCUUCGAACGCGAACGGCAGCGACGCUUAAGAGAACUCCGAGCGAAGCGUGACGCUCUGGAGAGGAAGGACUGCUCCUUCCGGCCGCGCUUCCACACGCAACCGCAAGACGAUGAGUCCGUGAACACUAGUGAUACGCGAACGGUGGCACGAACGACGUCCAGACUGGCGGGAACGGACACGGCGGCUCGAAAAACCGCAUUUAGGGAAGCAAAACUCCGGGAGCAGCUCGCGCAACAUACGUUCAGCCCGCAGAUUCCCAGUAGUAGAAAAGUGAAGACCCCGAAGCGCGACGCGAGCCCGGCGCCGGCCCACGAGCGCUUGCACGCCGAGGGGAGGGAUCGCGAAGCGAAACGGCGGGACUUGCGGGAAGCGCAACGCGAGAAGGAGUUAGAAAGUUGCCCCUUUCGCCCGUCGAUGCCUCGACGGUUCUCAGAGUCCGACGAAAACGCCUGGGACCGACUGUUGGACGAUGGGAGGGAUAAAAAAGCCGUGUAUGAAGAAGUAAAAAGGCAGCAAGAGCUCGACGGGUGUACGUUUCAACCUACGACUGGAGACAAGUCACACCUACCUUUGCAGACUCAUGAUGUACCGGUCGAGGAGCGGUUACUAGCUACGGAGAAUCAAGUUUAUGCUCGUGUUUCACGUCGGGAGGCGAUGAAGCGCGACUUGGAGUUGGAGGGCUGCACUUUUCAGCCUGUGGUUGGUCGACCUCCUCGCUCGAGGGGCGAAUCCUGGGAGCACGAGUCCGUGGCUUCGUCGCACGUCGAGGACACGGUAUCUAGAUUGGAGGAGGACGUCUAUCGGCGUCGGGCUGCGUCGGUGGAGCGAAGGCGGUCUGCUAGAUUGUCUGCGGAGGCUGAAAGGAAAGCAAGAAGUGUACCCGUUUCGCCACGCGUCGAUCCCGCGCGUCUAGCAGCAUUAUCAAAAGCCAAGGGCGGCGUGAAUCCCGCGAGAAGGAAGGCCGACCUGCGGCGGCAGCGGGAGAUGAACGCGAGGCCGAAGGUCCUGGACCGACCGGCGCCGGACUUUGGGGCCCGCGGGACGCGCGUGACGACGCCGCGCGGCAACCGGGCGCCGUCGCCCCGUAGGACGCCGCGCCGCUCCCCGUCGCCGGGUGGUCGGCGCGCGCCGUCGCCAUCCAUGAGGCAACGCGCGCCGCCGCCGCCGCCGCCGCCUCCUGAAAGCUCGACGACGGCGAGCUCUUCCCUGGAAGAGGCGCCCUCUCAUAGAUCGGAGUUCGAGCGGUGGCAGAGCGAGAUGGAGGCGAAGCUCGCGGCGCUCUAGUUUUGCCUCCCGGACCCCCCUUAAACGUUUUGACCGUUAGUCU